Seriola aureovittata is the source of this 5686-nucleotide messenger RNA. Its product is annotated as teashirt homolog 1-like. Gene Ontology annotation, molecular function: DNA binding; DNA-binding transcription factor activity, RNA polymerase II-specific. The record is from RefSeq and is a predicted model, not a curated record. Lineage: Eukaryota; Metazoa; Chordata; Actinopteri; Carangiformes; Carangidae. Gene Ontology annotation, cellular component: nucleus. The transcript is spliced from 3 exons. Bases 784 to 4356 code for a protein of 1190 amino acids. Gene Ontology annotation, biological process: regulation of transcription by RNA polymerase II.
UCUGUUUGCAGGUUCGUGACGUAGAGAGAGAGACAGGAGGACAGAGGGAGAGAGGGAGAGAGAGAGAGAGGGAGAGGGAGAGAGAGAGAGAGAUUCCGAGAUGGAUUGAUAGACAAAUGCAGAGAGGGCGGAACUUGGAAUUACAGUACAACGCUUAUUCCUCACGUAUUUUGCCAUCUUGUGAUGAUGAUGAUGAUGAUCGCAGGUGCUGGACAUGGGUAAAUCGAGGUCUCAGGCACAAGAGGAGGAAACACAAGGAUACAUUACUUAUCAGAGCUGUGCGCUGCGAUCACACGGGACUUAUUUGUUUGGUUACUGCCAGAGUUUAUUUAUUUUUUAGUUUUGCUGUGCGUAAAAGGCGCAGCAAACUAUCGUCCCCCUCCAAACAGCACUGGAGAUUAGAGGGGGUUUUUCCAGGGGGAGUGAACUGAAAACUUGGGUUUCAAGGUGCUCGCUUGCUGCUUCUGCUUCAUUUUUUAUUUUUAUUUUUUACCUUGCCACGAGAGAGAUGAAGGAAGAUGAUCUUUGAUGGACAUGAAGGUGUCAGGAGCUGGCCGAAUCCCUUCGUAAUUUUUGAGCUUAUUCUCUCUGAAGCCGAUCCAGCUAUUAAGCCCCAGAAAGAGCAGCCAGUUUGAGAAGAAGACUGACAUUUUCAACCCGAGAUCAACCUCCCCCCCUCCCUCCUCACCCCUGCCCUGAAAAACGGGAUGAUUUCUCAAAACUGAUAGACUUGAUUCGUUUGUAAUUCCUGCAUGAGAAGCACCGUGGAACGUGACGGUCACUAUGCCGAGGAGAAAGCAGCAAGAGCCGCGGCGAUCAGCAGCGUACAUGCCCGAGGACGAGCUUAAGGCAGCCCCUCACGAUGAGGAAGAGCACCUGCAGGAUGACGGCCUCUCAUUAGACGGCCAGGACAAUGAGUUCCUGUGCAACGAGGAAGAGGAAGAUGUGGACGGAGGCCAGCCACCUAGCUACAGAGACUCACCACUCAGCAAUGGCACUAAUCCUGACGCCGGAUAUGGGUCUCCACUCAGUGAUGCCAGCGACCGACUCACGGACUUCAAGAGCACCUCCUCCACGGAUGGUCAGGAGAGGGAAGGCGCAGCUUUGCCCUUCCGCCCCAACAACGGCCUCUCUUUCCAGGAUAGCCUGGCGCAGAUGAAAGCCGUCUAUGCAAACCUCAUCUCAGAUGCCUCUUGGUCCAGCAUCACUAUGGACAUCAUGAAAUCUAAGCCCGCUGCGGCGGGCAGCGUCAACAGUGCCCUCACUACUCCGGAGCCCGCCUCUACUGCCUCUGCCUCCACAACCACAACCAUAAACAAGAGCAGUGGGGUCAACAUGGUUAGCAGUCAUCACAAUGGCAGGAGCUCCAGCACCACUGUCAACCACACAGGCGGCGCAAGUGGCAAUACUAAUGGCACAGCAGCCAGCUCUGUUGGCAGCCAUAGUGCAACCAGCAGCAGCGGUGGGAGCAGCAGCGGUGUGGCUAGCAAUGGUAGCGGUGUAGCCUACGACUGGCACCAGGCGGCACUUGCCAAAACUCUUCAGCAGACCCCUUACCACCUUUUGCCAGAGCCCAGCCUCUUCAGCACAGUGCAGCUCUACCGGCAGAACAACAAGCUGUACGGCUCUGUUUUCACCGGUGCGAGCAAGUUUCGCUGCAAAGACUGCAGCGCUGCCUACGACACGCUGGUGGGUCUGACGGUCCACAUGAACGAGACGGGCCAUUAUCGAGACGACAACAAGGACAAAGAGGAGGAUCAGGGGAAGCGCUGGUCCAAACCGCGCAAGCGCUCCCUGAUGGAGAUGGAGGGGAAAGAGGAUGCCCAGAAGGUGCUGAAGUGCAUGUACUGCGGCCACUCGUUUGAGUCUCUGCAAGAUCUCAGCGUUCACAUGAUCAAGACCAAGCAUUACCAGAAAGUGCCUCUCAAAGAACCGGUGCCAGCCUUGGCCACUAAACUGGUGCCCACUUCAGCUAAAAAACGAGCGAUCCAAGACGCUAUAGUCUCCCCAUGCUCCCCGGACUCUCUCCAUGCUGGUAGCGGUGGUGGCGGCGUAUCCCUCGGGGAUGUUGGCAAAGAUACAAAAGCCGUACCUAACCCCUAUGUUACGCCAAACAACCGCUACGGCUACCAGAACGGUGCCAGCUACACAUGGCAGUUUGAAGCUCGUAAAGCCCAGAUCCUCAAAUGCAUGGAGUGCGGGAGCUCCCAUGAUACACUGCAACAGCUGACUGCCCACAUGAUGGUUACAGGUCACUUUUUGAAGGUCACAAAUUCUGCAUCCAAGAAGGGCAAACAGCUGGUCUUUGAUCCAGUGGUGGAAGAGAAGAUUCAGUCUAUCCCACUGCCACCGACCACCACCAGACUCCCUGUCCCCAGUAGUGUUAAGUCCCAGCCUGUGUCCCCCGCCCUCUCCUCCGGCUCAGAGGAAAAGAGGGAGGGAGGUGAGGAUGAAAAGGUGGAUUGUGGUGAGUCAGUGGAGAAAAAAAUUAAGGAGGAGAAAGACGACUCAGGUGAAAAAUCUGAGACUGAUGCCACAUCAUAUAAAUAUCUUAGAGAAGAAGAUCUCGAGGAGACGCCCAAAGAGGGUUUAGAUAUUCUUAAAUCCCUUGAGAACACAGUUUCCAGUGCCAUCAGCAAGGCCCAGACAGGCACGCCCACAUGGGGCGGCUAUCCUAGCAUUCAUGCAGCCUACCAGCUGCAGGGUGCCAUGAAAAGCUCCGCUACUGUUCUGCCCCCAACUGUCCAGAGUGUCCAGAUGCAGCCCAUCUUUAACAGCGGGCUACGAGGCCUGGUGAGUGACCCCAACUCAGUCAUCCACUCGCCUCGAAGCCCGUCCUCCCCCACCCCCCUCAGGAGCAAUGUCACUGCCAUGGAGGAGCUUGUGGAGAAAGUGACAGGGAAAGCUGCCACUGUGAAGAAAGAAAAGGAGGAGAAGAUGGUGAGCCUGGAACGAUGCCGGCCCCCGUCGUUAGUAAAAUCCCCCUCCCCUGCACUGAGAGAGCAGAGGGAGCAAUUGGCAUCUCCAAAUGACCUCUCUAAGCCGUCAGGUAUGAGAAGUAGCAGCCCAGGCAGUGUAGAUUCAGAGCUCAUCUGCAAGAAGGAGCCCAAAGAGAGCCUAGUGGAUGGCCACAACAACCAUUCAAAGAACGGCACUGAGGCCUGUCAGUCCCCUGUAACUAACGGCAACAGUCUUGGCAUCAUCACUGAUCACUCACCAGAAAUUCCUUUCAUCAACCCUCUCAGCGCACUCCAGUCAAUCAUGAACACACACCUGGGUAAGGCCUCCAAACCAGUAAGCCCGGCUGCAGACCCACUGUCCAUGCUUUACAAAAUCAGCAACAGCAUGAUGGAUAAGCCAGCUUUCAACCCACCUCCUCAGGGCAAGCCAGCUGAGCCCAUCAACCACUAUCAGUUGUACGAAAGCAGUGACCAGCCCAUAGACCUGAGUAAAAAUAAAUCCUCCAAUAACAGCAACAACAACAAUAACAACGGCAGCAGUGCGCUCCUGACCAACAAUAGUGUAAAUGGUAACAAACCCCUCAUUUCCCUCCCUGACUCAGUCUCUUCUCCCCUGAGAGAGAACGCUCUGAUGGACAUUUCAGAUAUGGUAAAGAACCUCACUGGCAGACUGACGCCCAAAUCCUCAACCCCUUCCUCCAUUUCAGAGAAGUCGGACGCCGAUGGCAGCGCAUUUGAGGACGCCCUCGAGGACCUCUCCCCAGUGCAGAAGAGGAAAGGGAGGCAGUCCAACUGGAAUCCCCAGCACCUCCUCAUCCUCCAGGCACAGUUUGCCUCCAGCCUGAGGGAGACCCCAGAGGGCCGCUACGCCAUGACCGACCUGGGCCCUCAGGAAAGGGUCCACAUCUGUAAGUUCACAGGCCUCUCCAUGACCACGAUAUCCCACUGGCUGGCUAAUGUCAAGUACCAGCUGAGACGGACUGGGGGCACCAAGUUUCUCAAGAACAUGGACUCGUGCCAGCCUGUGUUCCUCUGUGGUGACUGUGCCUCCCAGUUCAGGACUCCCUCCUCCUACAUCAGCCACCUGGAGUCUCACCUGGGCUUCAGCUUGAAGGACCUGUCCAAACUGUCAGCUGAGCACCUACGGGAGCAGCAGGCUGCCUCAAAGGUGAUCACAGACAAAAUGACAUUCGGCAGCCCCCUGUCAGCCUUGACCACGCCAGAGGACGACACAGGCUCUGUGUACCAGUGCAGACUUUGCAAUCGGACAUUCGUCAGCAAACACGCAGUCAAACUGCACCUCAGCAAGACCCACGGCAAGUCUCCAGAGGACCACCUGGUGUUUGUCACUGCUCUGGAGAAACUGGAGAAGCUAGACAAGAUGGAGAAGGUGUAAGCGGGGUCUCGAGCUGAGGGUAGAGACUGACAGCUGUGGAACUGACUAGAAUUUCAUUGCACUAAAAUGACGUUGUUCACAGUUACUGCACUGGGCCGAACUGAGCCGCCAGAAAAAAAAUCAGUCUUAUAGUUUUUUGUUGUGAUAACUGCCUGACUGGACCAUGUCUUUUCAUGUUGAUUUGUUUUUGUUUUGCCAAGCUUUUUUACACUUAUUUUGUAAUAUAUUUAUAUGCUAUUUGUCUGAUCUGUGCAUGUAUUUUAGUGAAUCAAGGUUAAACACAAGAUUUUAAUCUUUUCAUGGCAAAAAUACAACUACUGCUUCAAUGGUAAAAGUGGUGAGUGGAGAGAAUUGGUGGAAGAGAAAACUGUAUAAUACUUGAUAUGAAGAAGGUGAAAAUUAAAUGUAUACACCAAAAGAAUGAAAGAAUACCCUGAAAGACUGAAGUAGCACCUUAGACAGCUGAAUUUUCUGAAUUUGUAAAGAGAACAUGUUUUGAAAUAUCUUGCAUUUGUCAAAAUCAGAUUGAUUUUAAAAGAUCAAGGAUUAUCAUUUCUCCACCCCCCCCCCCCCCCCCCCCCCCCCCCCCUUCUUGUUUUUUGGGUUCCUGUCACUGCAAUGUUUUUGAUGAUGAAUGGCCUGCUCAUAAAUCUGUCAGUGUAUUAGAAAAAAAGAUCACGUGAACAUUUGGAAAAACUGAAAUGCUGCUUUUGGGUACGAGUCAAUCAGUGAAAAUGAAUGGCCGUCAGUAUGCAAGUUUGCUCAAAAAACUUUUCCUUGUUGUGAAGUAUCACCUUAUAGCAAUUUUCCAGUUGUAUGGUUUGUUACAACUUUCUCUUUCUAAAUUGUGUCGCUUUAUUCAACUGUAAAGAGAAAAGUCUGUUACAUGUAAAUGAUUACCAGUGAAAUGUCAGUACUCCAUAAGACAUAUCUUACCAUUUGAAACGGCUCAACAUUCUUUGUAUCUUAAGGUGUGUGCAUUCUCUAACUUUUAUAUUGUCAUUUUAUAUACAAAAAUGAUAAAAAAAUAAAAACAGAUGGUGUAUAUAGAUAUAUGCUGUAGAGCUACAAAAUGUCCUUUUUUAAAGAAAAUACAAAUUUAGCUUCUUUGGCUUGGUUUACAGAAAUGAUUUUAAUUAUACUUGCAUCCAAUUUGAUGCAUGAAAUGGUGUGGAAAAUAAAUAAGCGAUGCACAAUGACUAUACAUUUCAAUGUUUUAUCGACAAUAUUGUAAAAAAAAAAACAAAAAAAAAAACUUUUUAGCACCGAUUAGUUUGUUUCAUUUCUUUCUCAAUUGUAAAAUAAACCCCAAAGCAGUUGUUAACAGUCA